This is a messenger RNA of Phascolarctos cinereus (koala), 1269 nucleotides long. RefSeq lists its product as uncharacterized. Lineage: Eukaryota; Metazoa; Chordata; Mammalia; Diprotodontia; Phascolarctidae. The record is from RefSeq and is a predicted model, not a curated record.
CUCCCAGCCUUUUCAUCCUCUUUUGGUCUCAGACGCUCUUGUGCAUCGAGGUGGCAGCUAGAGGGUCAGGAAGAAGCUUUAGACUAGAGGGAGCUGACUCUAUAGAUCGCCCCCUAGCGCUGAAAGGAUACUAUUCUUCCAAUAUCAAAGCCCAUUACAGGGAUAAAUAAUCCUCCCUGCCCUGGAAGCGGAUUAGUUUUCCCCCGGCAGAUGAUGCCCUACCGGAGAAGAAAGAAAGGGAUGCCGGGAAAAAAAAAAAAAGAUGACUUCAGAUUUGACUUGUAGAACUCAAAGGGGCUGUUUCCUAGCAACACGCUGCGGAGCUCCCUCAGCCUGCGUGGUUCCCGGGGUAACCUCCCCGUGCCACUCUUCCCCUCCCCCUUCCAUCCUCUCAGCCCUCUGCGUCCGGUACCCAUAGCAACAGCACCGGCGGGGCAACGAGAAAGACCUCCCCGUCUCGCCCCUCCCGGGCUAUAGGCAAUUUCUACCUAACAUCAGGGGGAUGGAGUCCAGUCCUUCAGGGCCUCAGGAGAAAAAGGGCACUCGACAUUCGUACAAUUCUGCUACACCAGCUAUUAUCACCAGGUCUGAGGAGUAUUUGGCUCGUGUCAGCACAGAACUUGCCAACGAGGCCCUGAUGGGAGCCCAAUAUACAAUGAGCCCUGAUGUGCCCAAGGAACUGAAAAAACUGGACCAGGGAACUCAGAUGUCUCGACAGGUGCUGCCAACCACUCGGACCAAGGGCACAGAUCCUCGUUCUGACAGAAACAGGACCAGAAACAAAACUCAUCUCCUGCCAUCCAGAGAGAUAGUUGAAGAUUUUAAAGAUGACAAGGUAAAAUUGCUGAAGUCAAAAGAGAAAGACCUAUCCCAACACAAGCAGGUAGAGACUGUGCAGCAGGAGGAAACUCUAGGUGGGACCAAGUUUUUGACUACUCGCCGGCCUGCUUGUCAGCCCUCUACAGAUCCAGAAAGCCUCUCUUCCCUUACCUCCAGGAAAGAGCAAGGAAAUAUCAAGAGGGAAGAAAUAGACUCAAUGGAAGGAAGUGACAGAGAGACAGAUUCCCAUUUAGGAAGGAUUUUCCAUCAGAACUGCCCACCAGCUGCCUCAAAAAGCUCUGGGUUACUAGAAGUGUUGAAGUAAAGACUGGAUGACCAUCUCUCAAAGAGGUUGUAGAACAUGGCUCACAGUCCCAUUCUUAACAGUUCAUCUGACAAAUCCCAGGAUGGACUCCUGGCUAUGAGCAUCACCAUCCCUGAGGCCCAAAG